AUAAAAUUAAUGUUCUAAAUAUUAAUGAAAUUUAUGAUCCUUUACAAAAUUUCAUAGAUAAUUGGGACAUCUUUAUGGAAAAUACUAAUGAAGCUUUGGAUAAUUUGGAAACUAAUAAUGAAAACAUAUCCUUGAGUUUACAAAAUAAAAUUACUCAAAAUGAAGUAUCUAAUAAACAACAAAAUUUGGACACUAAUAAAAACUUUGAAAAUAGUUCUGAUGAAAGCUCUUCUGAUGAAAAUAAUGAACUAUCAAUAAUUGAUAAAGUCAAAAAAGAUUUACAAUAUGAAGUUGAUAAUAAUAUCGAAUUUACUUCACCUUUUGAAGCCCACAAGGAUUAUAAAACUUUCAAAAAUAUUAUCCGAAAAAUUGAACAACUUGGAAAAUGUAAAGGUGUUAACAAGCAAAGGUUGAAAAUAGCUUACUACCUUGGUGAACUAAAGACCAAAAACCAACUCAAUAAUAAGUUUAUUUGA
Scutellospora calospora is the source of this 476-nucleotide messenger RNA. NCBI's taxonomy places the organism in Eukaryota, Fungi, Glomeromycota, Glomeromycetes, Diversisporales, Gigasporaceae. The record is from the annotation of a GenBank genome assembly.